CUUUCUGUUACAGAAAUAAAUAAUGCAUACAUUUAUGGUUGUGUGUCAUUCCUUCUGUGUACAGGUGGAAUUGGGUGAUGCCAGUUCCUCUUCAAUGUAUCUCAAAUCCAUUCUAGAAUGGAAACCUGGAUCUGGAAUUAGAACCCCAUCCUGAUGUGGGUUCACAUUCUCUCUCUCUCGACUCAGAAGACCUUUAGAGACCCACAAGACAAGCCAACCAGCACAAAACUCUCCUGCUUAGGAAGACAGCAUGGGUGACGAGGGCUACUACCCACACGAGUUAAGCUCAGUGUUCAAUGAUCUCCGUAUACAGGGGAGCUUUUACGACGCGGCCAUCAAAGUCAAGGAUGUGUCAUUUAAAGUCCACCGGGUCAUCCUGGCAACAUACAGCCCGUACUUCCUAAACGUCUUCCGAUGCGCGUCACCUCAAGACAAGGUCUUCGUCACAACCGGCCUCUCUCCUGACAUGAUGCAGCUCAUCAUUGAGUUUGCAUACACUGGCUCUGUUUCCGUGACGGAGGAAAAUGUGCGGGAGCUACUGCUGGCAGCCAAUCAUCUCCAAGUAGCGGACAUUGUGCAAACAUGCAGCGACUUCCUGGUGGAGCAUCUCUGCCCAAGGAACUGCAUCGGCCUCUUUCAGUUCCCCAAGAUCUGCUUCUCCUCCAGCCUGCAGCACAAGGCCUACCGCUACAUCAUUGAUCACUUUGAAGAGGUUGCUCUCUGCGAAGAGUUCCUGCAGCUGUCAGUGCACGAACUCACCGCCAUCCUCGAUAGUGACGACCUAUAUGUGAAUAAAGAGAGCAUUGCGUAUGAGGCCGUCCUACGCUGGAUUGCCAACGGACCCGAAGAACGAAAAGCUCACAUCACGGAACUCUUGUCUAAGGUCCGGCUGGGCUUGAUGAGUAUGGACUACCUGAUGACCAAAGUGAUUCAAAAUGAGUUGGUCAUCAACAGCCUCGAGUGCAUGGAGAUGGUCAUGAAAACCGCUCAAACCAUGAGCAACAUCAUGACAAGCAGAACUUCUGGGUCUCAUCUCAGCAUCCUGGCCAGCCGCCCUCGCCUGCCCUGCGCCGUCAUGUUGGCCAUCGGAGGCUGGAGCGGCGGCGAAGCAACAAACAGCAUUGAGGCGUACGACAUCCGCGCAGACUACUGGAUCAACGUGACAAUCGCCCAAGAGCGACCCCGUGCCUACCACGGCGCGGCUUUCCUCAACGGGAGCAUCUACUGUGUCGGCGGCUCCAACUGGGUGGAGCCGUUGAACAUCGUGCGCCGGUUGGACCUGAGAACGCACGUCUGGCACGAAGUGGGACCCAUGUUCUACUGCCGGUGCUACGUGAGCGUCACUGUGCUGGACGGGUACAUCUACGCCAUGGGAGGUUACGACGGGUACACGCGACUUUGCACUGCAGAGCGCUACAGGCCUGAGACCAACCAAUGGAGUCUCAUUGCACCGAUGCAAGAGCACAGGAGCGACGCCAGCAGCACGACACUCCACGACAUGGUUUACAUCUGUGGUGGUUUCAAUGGGAACGAGUGCCUGCAAACGUGUGAGUGUUACAGCCCACGGACUAACCAGUGGACAAUGAUCAGCGCCAUGAGCUGCCCCCGCACUGGAAUCGGCAUCAUCGCGUAUGCAGACCGUGUCUACGCAGUUGGCGGCUUUGACGGCUCUAGGCAUCUGUCCACGGCAGAGUCCUACAACCCUUGUACCAACACCUGGCUCAGAGUGAAGUCCAUGAUAAAUCCCCGCAGCAACUUCGGCAUCGCAGUGCUGGACAACCAGCUCUUUGUUGUCGGGGGAUUCAACGGCUUCACCACGUCCUGCAGCGUUGUGUACUACGACGUGGCUACCGAUGCGUGGGCCGCAUCUCGCAACAUGGACAUCUUCCGCAGUGCCCUGAGCUGCUGCGUGGCGUGCCCACUCCCCAACAUGGACGAGUACGUUGUCUCCCGUGACGUCCUGCUGUCUUUAUACUUGGACGAUGUGUGCAUGGAAUCAGGAGACUCGGACUAAUAGUCCCGACCUACGCCAUCAUCCAGCUGGCGAGACUUAAGCAUGAAUCAUUAAAGACAUUUCCUUUCGCAUUAACCUGCUGUUCCUUAAGAUAUUUUUUUCCUCACUUUUUGCAACUAGUAAGUUGUGUUCUGUGAGUAGGAUGCUGUGUCCAACUGCAUUGUUGAUGCUAGAAUAGAUUGUGCGAAGGGAUAAAUUGUUAGUGUUGGGAUAGUCAGGGCAAGCACAGACAAGGAAUCUGGUGAGCGGAAACAAGUUCUUUCUCAAUUUACUUUUUACCAAUGGGUGUUUACAAUGAAAGGAAAUGAGCAUUUCUUCAGUGUAAUCGGGGGGGAGGGGGUAGAAAGUCCCAUAUCUAAAAUCAUUCCCAUCACUUCAAGACCCCUUUUAUUAAUACUCAUCGCGUAGAGUCUAACGUAUACAGCAUUCACAGUACUGUUAAGAGUGACUCUUGAUUGAAGCGACGCAAAAGAACCGUUCUAAUGGGUCAAUUUCACCCCCAUCCUGACAAGUCCUGCUCAACGACUGAGACAUUUACGUCAUAUUACAUCCCUGUGUAAUUGGGAAGGAAAAGAAACUGGGGAGGAAAAAAUGGAAAUAAACAGAGUAAUAGUGAAAAAAGGAGGGAGAGAGGGAUUCAGAUGGAAUGUAAGUUGCUGAUGUCAAGGACUUGGUGUUCCACAAUCUGCUCCAACUAAAUUUGGACAAAACUGGGAUUAUUGAGGGGGAAGAAAAGCUUGAAUGACUUCAGUGUGUCCUUCUCUGUUUUACCGCAUGCACCCCUCCUCUCUCUCUCUCUCUCUCUUUCUCUCUCUCUCUCACCCUCCCUUAAUCUCCCUCUCUUUAUUUCGCAGAGAAAGCGUUGGUUGCCUGUUUUGGGGGAGAGUCACCUUGAGUGACUUUCCUGUGUUCUUCUGGACAUCAGCAUAGGAAAGUAAAGUAGAUUAAAUGAGUACAUACAGAGUACAGAGGACGGAUAAAAAAAAAGUAAAGAAAAAGCUCAGCUUUUUAGAUUGUUGAUUUACUUCAUUUUAGGUUGUUUCAGACACAUGGACAAUACAAAUUAUUGGAUUAGAUACAAAAUAAAUAGCCACCAAACAAGGUUAAUAACAACCCUGGAAAUAUAAUCAUAUUCACAAGUCUAGAGUGAUCAAUUCACAUACGGACGUCUGUUCAUGUUUCCAAAAACAAGAGGAGACCAUAAGUCAGUUAGACAAGCUAAGGUUACCAGGCUCAGGUGGAAGGUGGAAACAUUAAUUGACAAACAGUCUCUACAAAGGUAUUUUUCCCAAUUGAAAUGGAUAAAGUUUGCCAUGCUGGCCUUGCACAUCGUCAUCAUCACAUAGAUGAUUACUGAGGAUUUGACCCAAAUAUUUCACUUUGUUCACUACGUUUUUUUUUUGACUGCCGUAACAUUUGUUUCAGCAACACUAUUUUAAAGUUAAAUGUCACGUAAUUCUGCAAAGCUGAGAGAGCAUUUGCUGUAAACUGAUAUUUCUGGCUUUGUGGCUUUAUUCACGGGCGUAGUAUUUGUGGCUUGGAGGAUUGAUCUCCAAAAAGUUAUAGCACUCAUGCCGAAGGGAUAAAAUAACUAAUGCGUUAGAUCCAAUUGCAAAUGCAAAGUAUACACUAAUGUUUGACGGACAGUAAGUUUAUAAUAAUGCUUAAGUGACGAGCUCCGGCAUUCAGCAGUCUUAUGGCCUGUGGUCGGAGGCUGUCCCAGAGCCUGCUGGUGGGGGCUGCGGAUGCUGUAGAUCAACCAUACGGCAUUAGGCAGAACAGUUUGAGCUUAGGGGGUUCUUUGAUAAUCCUUUUGGCUUUCCUCCCUCGCCGUUGGGUGCAGAGGUCCUCUAUAGACGGCAGCUCUGUCCUGGUGAUGAGCAGGACAGUUUUUAUCACGCAGCAUAAAGCUGAAUGGUUAAGAGUGGUACUCUACCAGGUGGUGAUGCAUCUGGUCAUAAUCACUAUUGGACACCUGUAGGAGAAGAAUAUUCUCGGUCCAUGUUGGAGGAAGUUGAGGUCUCCUCGUUGCCAUCGACACAAUAGUUAGUAAGAAAGGCAAAUUACCACAGCUAACUUCAAGCUGGGUCUCAUGUGUGCAUACAGGAAAAACAGGCGUACAAUCCUAUUAUACCACACACACACACACACACACACACGCACACACUUAUUGGGGCAGAGCCUUGCCAAGCACAAAGCACUGAGCUUUUAAAAAAAUUAUUAGCUUGAGUUGCUUGGCUGACGGUCGAUGUUCUAAAAGCACUUCGCAAUACAACUUUAAUAGCACUGGCAACAGGGUACACACACACACACUUACACACACAAACACUCACGUUCUCUCUGCCCUUAUUUGCCAUGUCUGGCUUCUCUGUCUCCUCCACUUUCUGUCUCUGUUUUUCCUUCGUCCGUCGGCCUGCUCUGUAGCCAAGGGCUAACAAUAAAAUACAGCUUCUCACUCAUACCACAAGUGAAAAACACACAACCAGUUAUUGUUCUGUGUGAGCAACUGUCAAGCAAGCUGACAAACGACACAGAAUUACUGCUUCACUUAAGCAGUGAAGCAGUGAGUGAAGCGCGUGUGUGUGUGUGUGUGUGUGUUGUGUGUCUUUUGUUAUCUGUUUAAAUCCAUCCAAACAUACUCUACUGUGCUAUAUGUCUCCCUGUGCCAUGCAUUUAUAUGUACCAGAGGUAGAGAGAGAGAGAGAGUAUGUGUGUGCAGUGCCUCAGGGCUUUGUUCUGUACUGGUGCAAUAAAAGACACAUUAGAGAAAGAGAGGGAUUAGAGAAAAGAGAAAAAAACAUUAUCACUCAGAAAUGUGUUUUUUUAACAAUAUAUUUGUUAGAGCGUGAGAAGCAACAGAGGUGAGCAUGAUGUACCUCCCUGGAAAAGCAACAAUUCAUAGUAACGUAGAUUUUUGAAGGCAUUUGACUCUCUUGUUGUAAAGCACUGAGGCGAAAAACCUUUUUGCAAUCUUUAAAUGUACUUUUUAGUGUCCCGCAAGACGUGUGACACACCGUCAGUCACAUCAUAGGAGACAAAUAUGUAACAUUUGUGUAAAAGAUUCCGAAGGAUGAAGAAAAACGGAAGGAGAGGUGGAUGUUGACUUGGAAAUUAGGAAGAGAGAACAUAAAAGAAGAGAAAAAGAGAGGAGGGAGGAACGCAUUUCAUGUUUAACAUCUGUCUCACUCUCACAGUUUCUGUCUGUCUGUGUGUGUGUGUGUGUGUGUGAGGUAGCGGUAUAUGUUUUAGAUGCAAUGGACAGACAAUAGUUUCCCAAUUGGACAGGAUUCUAUUCACACCCAAUCUAUCCUCUUCUUACCUUUCUCUGCACACACACAUACACAAAUACACUGCACACACAGCUAUUACUCUCCCGCUUGACCUCUUUAUGACCUCAGUCGCUUCCUCUUACCCGUGUGUCAAUCACAUGACAUUGCUCUCCUCUGCUUCAGCGCACAGUUACUGUGCCGUUCACUAUUCAAUAAAUACACUGGAGGCUUGUUUUUUGUCUUCAUGGUUACAGAGGAUUUCCCUUAUAAAGUCAGACUGAAGAUGAACAUCACAGACAAGGAACAGAGAAGUUAUUUUUAUUACGACUUAUAUCCAUGGUUUUGAAAAUCAUUUCCCGUGGCGGGUGGGCGAAAUGACUCGUCCUCAAACAUUGCUGUCAAACAGCAGUCAGGCACAUUUUAAAUAGCCCUAUUUAAAAUGUGCCUGACUGGAUAGACUGUUUGGAUCAUGAGAUGGUAAAUAUUUGUUGCUAAACUAUCUGCUGUAACCAUCCAUCAGAUUGCAACGGAUGUAUCACGAUAACUGGAUAAGGGCUGCCCAGGCAUUUUAGUGAAAAUCGCUCUUUGACUGCUUCACUGGUGUUGUCCAGCCCACUGCACAAGGUCAUUAGUGUCCCUUGGUCCAAGCCUGUCAGUUUUUACCAUUGACUUUACAUUGAGAUGACGGUGAAGAAUGAGAUUUUGGGGAAAAAAAGUGGUUGAAAUGAGUGUUUCACGUAGCGUGGCAAAGAUACAGCUUCAGAAAUCAAAGAUCCCGGGGAGGAGCAUAGUUGCUGCUCCUUCGCGUCAAAAGGGAUCAGCUGAGAUGGUUUUGGUGUCUGAUCUGGAGGCCUCCUUCACGCCUCAUUCUACAGGUUUUGUAGGUGCAUUCAACUGGUGAGGCUCCAGGGUUGGAACGCCUCAGGAUCCCUCUAAAAGGAGCUGGAAAAAGUUUGGUACUGCCCUCGCUUCCUGGACUCGGAUGAACAAAAUGAAACGGCUGGAUGGAGUAACAGUAUUAUAUGUACACUGUGGUCCUGGUAGGAAAGGUGGCAGCAGGAUUUCCUCAUCCUGCAGCCAUCAGGAGACUUGCACCCAGGGAAUGAUUCCUCUUUUCGGGACGUCUGUGCAGCACCUUCCCUUGACAACCCCGGAGGUCAAACCACUGUCACUCACAGUGAUGUAGAGAGAAAGACAGAGGGAGAAAGAGAGCAAAGUGAAUAUACAGAGGGGAGAUAAGUAGAGAAAGGAGGAGAGAGAAAAGAAAGGGCACAUACAGAAGGGAAGUGGUAGGAGAAGAGAUGAGAAUCCAAAUGAAUCUUCUUCACCCAACGGACAGACUGUCAAGCUCUGCGUGCGUGUGUGUGUGUGUGUCUUACCUACUAAUUGAAAUGCGAUGAGGUGUGAAACAUCCCUUUAAAAGUCCUAUCACCGUGUGUGAAGCUAAAUGUGUGUUUCGGGGGUUAUUUGUGCAUGUGUGUGUGCAAUGCAUAUCAACUCCUUUUGACCAUAGAUAUAAUGCAGUGUGUGUGGGUGUCAGUGUCGGAGAGUGUGAAUGUGUUAAACACAAAUGUGUGAGCGCCAUACUCAAGUAGGGAUGUACCUGUUUGCAUGAAACCUGUUUGUAGUAAUUUAAUUCAUGCAUGAGGGGGAUAAACAAAUGUGUGUUUAUGUGAGUGCAACUAAAUAUUUAUCACGCACAAGGCAAUUUGCAUGUUUGUCUACGUGCACACGACAAUAAAGCAUGAGAGCUUGGUACUCCUGCGUGUGUGUGUGUGUGUGUGUGUGUGUGUGUGUGUGUGUGUGUGUGUGUGUGUGUGUGUGUGUGUGUGUGUGCGUGCGUGUGUGUGUAUAAUUUCAUUUUGCUGUCUCAGCCUCUUGUUAAGGGGCCAUUUAGAGCUCAGGUUGAGUUUCGUCAGCCCCUGCUGACACUUCUUUCCUAACCGCCUCUUCAACUUCCACCAUCUUUUCUCCAUCUCUGUCUCAUUAUCUCUGUCUGCCUUCUCUUGUCUCAUCCCCUACUCCCUUCCUCUCCUCUCAGCAUGUGGUCAUUGCAUUGAAAAAACACUUCUACUGAGCUUUGUUGGUAAAGGUUCAAAUAUUUAGGUUGAAUAAUGGACACAAUACCUGAUCUCAUGCCGGGUAGGAUUAACAGAAACAACAGCGGCAGUCGGUAUAGUUUUACUCAUUUGUUCAGGUUUUCACUUAAAAGUGGGAGUAUUUUGAGUAAUUACUAAAACAGUUUUUGUUCUGGUGAGUGGUGAUAUUCAGUGGUAGCGCAUUCCCCUCAGACCGUGUAUGUUUAUGAGUGUGUGAAUGUCUUCUGUUUAACAAACACUAACAAUAACUAAAUGGCUCUUUGUAUGUGUGCAAGUAACUCCAACGCUUAAAAUGAAAAUUUAAUUUGUAUGCUUGCUUCGUAUGUGGCCCUGUGUGUGUGUGCGUGUGUGUGUGUGUGUGUGUGUGUGUGUGUGUGGAAGACGCCCUCUAUAUGUUCCCAAUCAGAUUAGUUAAUCGUGAUAUAACUCUCUAAGCUUAUAUCAAUAUUCCUCCAUUGCAAAUACACUAAAACGUGCCCUUUAUGCCCCUGUUUCACCAAUGCUGUGAUAUUGUCAGGCCGAAAUUUGAAACAUCCACAUUUGUAACACAUCCAGGCACUGGACAGUUGGACCUUUAGAGCAAGAUUUUUUAAUCACCCGUUUGCUCAUUUCUGCCUGUAGAUCCUGAAUUAUGUUACACAACUGAAGCUGCAGCAUGCAGCUAACAAAAUAUAUCCGUACCCUUGUGCUGUAUGUUCUACCAUCAAUGGGGUACUAAUUGUUUUCUCAAUUCAAUAAAAUUACAGUCAAUGUAUAACUAAAUUGUACCAAUUGUACAAACUUUUCCUAAGGUAACUUGUACAGAAAG
This is a messenger RNA of Pungitius pungitius (ninespine stickleback), 8190 nucleotides long. Its product is annotated as kelch-like protein 10. Bases 251 to 2014 code for a protein of 587 amino acids. NCBI's taxonomy places the organism in Eukaryota, Metazoa, Chordata, Actinopteri, Perciformes, Gasterosteidae. Gene Ontology annotation, molecular function: protein binding. The transcript is spliced from 5 exons. The record is from RefSeq and is a predicted model, not a curated record.